This is a messenger RNA of Penicillium brevicompactum, 1317 nucleotides long. Its product is annotated as putative monooxygenase. The transcript has 5 exons. The record is from RefSeq and is a predicted model, not a curated record. Bases 1 to 1317 code for a protein of 438 amino acids. Lineage: Eukaryota; Fungi; Ascomycota; Eurotiomycetes; Eurotiales; Aspergillaceae. Gene Ontology annotation, molecular function: FAD binding; monooxygenase activity. Gene Ontology annotation, biological process: secondary metabolite biosynthetic process.
AUGGUCUCCGAACAAGCUCGCCUCCGCAUUGUCAUUGUCGGCGCCGGUCUCAGUGGUAUCGCCGCUGCAGUCUCCGCCGCACUAUCGGGACAUAAUGUCGAGGUUAUAGAGCAAGCUAAAGAGCUGGCGGAAGUCGGCGCCGGGCUCCAGAUCACACCCAAUGCCUCAUUACUUCUCAAAUACUGGAAGCUGCCACAAUCCUUAUGGGAUGCUGCUGCGGAACCCACCAAACUUACAGUGCAUCGAUACUCGGGUGAAAUUCUGGCGCACGAGCAAGACUUUGACAAGAAUAUUCGCGCAAAGUACAAUGCGCCAUUUGUUGACUUGCACCGUGUCGAUCUUCAGCAAGCACUGUUUGCUCGAGCGCAAGAUCUGGGCGUAAAGUUCCACAUGAGCCAGAAGGUUGAUCGGAUCGAUUUUGACUCCACCACUGUUCACACGCUCGCCGGAAAGCAGUACUCGGGCGAUCUGAUCAUUGCUGCGGAUGGACUGUGGUCGAGAUGUCGGGAAGCAUUUGUGGGGAAGAAAGACGAACCCAUUCCUACAGGUGACUUGGCAUAUCGUAUUGUGUUGAGUACGGAUCAAAUCUCAGACCCGGAGCUGAGGGCUCUGGUCGAGAACCCCGAAGUGCACUUUUGGGCCGGCCCGGGUGCUCAUGCGGUGGCUUAUUCGCUUCGUGGUGGGAAGAUGUUCAACAUCGUACUUCUGGUACCUGACAAUUUGCCCGCCGGUGUCUCAAGACAAGCUGGCUCUGUUGAUGAGAUGCGAGAACUGUUUGUUGGCUGGGAUCCUAUAUUGAAUCGCUUCUUGAACUAUGUGACCAACGUCGACAAGUGGAAGCUCAUGCACCACGGUGAAAUGGAGCGAUGGGUUAACGACACUUCGAACCUUGUCUUUAUUGGAGACGCUUGUCAUCCCAUGCUCCCAUAUCUAGCUCAAGGCGCCAACUCCUCACUCGAGGAUGGGGCUGUCCUCGGCAUGCUGCUGGGCAAUAUGACAGACAAGAGCCAGCUCCCUCGUAUUCUGCGACUGUACGAGAGCAUGCGCAAAUCUCGUGGAGAGGCAAUCGUACGGGAGACUUUCAAGCAGCGACACGACUUCCAUAUGCCCAAUGGUGAAGAGCAAGAGAAGCGCGACCAACUGUUUUUAUCACAGCUUGGAAAGGAGAUCAAAGGCGCAUUCCCAAGUCGAUGGACUUGUCCCGAGGUACAACCCUGGCUGUACGGUUACGAUGCAGUCAAGGAGGUUGAGACCGCAGUGUUGCAAAAUCCAGAAGUUUUUGCGAAGUCCACUUCAUGGGGGUGUCAGAUUCUGUAG